CAGCUGUUUGGAAUGUCCGAGAGGACACUCGUCGACUUUGUGAUUGCCACAGCACAAAGUGCCAAAUCGCCCGAGGCAUUGUUCAUGUCUUUACAAGCCGCUGAUAUCCCUGCUACUGACCAAGCUCGCCGUUUCGCGCACGAUCUGUUUGCUCGAGUACCACGAAAAGUCAAAGCAUCAUCCACCGAAAAAGCACAGAGAAAGAGAGAAGAAGCAGAAGUGUCCAAAAUGCGAAAAGCAAACGAGUCAUACUCAUUGUUACUUGAGGAUGAC
This is a messenger RNA of Umbelopsis ramanniana AG, 273 nucleotides long. RefSeq lists its product as uncharacterized. The record is from RefSeq and is a predicted model, not a curated record. The transcript has 2 exons. Lineage: Eukaryota; Fungi; Mucoromycota; Umbelopsidomycetes; Umbelopsidales; Umbelopsidaceae. The annotation marks the transcript as partial.